This is a messenger RNA of Mixia osmundae IAM 14324, 1290 nucleotides long. RefSeq lists its product as uncharacterized. The record is from RefSeq and is a predicted model, not a curated record. The transcript has a single exon. Lineage: Eukaryota; Fungi; Basidiomycota; Mixiomycetes; Mixiales; Mixiaceae. The coding region runs from base 311 to 796 and encodes 161 amino acids.
AGCAGACAGCCGUACAGUGAAGCUGGUAGAUCAUUCCAAAGUCUCGGCGGGCAAUCGAUGACGACGGUUGAAGGCUGCUUUCGUGUGCCAAAGCAGGCAGAUUGGCUGUUGGCACGCAGGAAACGAGUGUUGCGCAAGUGACGAGAAGCCAUUUGGGGACAAGCAUGGCGCUUGAUGUCGCUUUAUGAGAGGAAGCAGCGCUCGAGAGAGUCUGAGGAGACCAUGAGGGACAGACUCAGCGACAGACCCCUCUAAGCUCACCCUGGUUGCCCUCCCUCGAAUCCUUCGCCAACUUGGGAAGCAGGCCAGAAUGAGGCAAUGGUCCUUCAUCUCCUUUGUCGCUGCUUGUACCGUGACGGCGCUGGCCAAGCCAUCAUGGCCAAAGGUCGACACGGGCGCUCUGGCGCAGCGCAACAGCUUGCUCGAGCGAGGGGACCAAGCGCUCGCAGAUAGCCCUAUCGAGGAGCGCAGUGUGCUCACAAACAUCUACGACGUCAAGAUGGACAUGUACGGCAUGUGUGCUGAGACGGGCGGUGUCAUCGGUAGGCCCUUUCCAGCCGUAGAAGGGCGCGCUGACCAUAGAAAGGAGAGCAGUCACGACGAUCAAGGUACGCCUUGGCAUGCGACUGCUGACAAUCCUCUUGAUGAUGUGACGCAGACCGAGCUUCACGUCUUCAUACAGAGCAAGAUAGCGGAUGCCGUAGCGGUGAGCUGCUUGCAUAUUCACAAGAUGCAUUGGAUGACAGCGGAUCGGCAAGGUCAAUGCAACGCCAAUGACGAAUCUGACCGUCUUUGAAAGACAUCCGGACUACGUCACAGUGCAGCUGACUGUCAAGGGAGACUAUAGCAAGUAUCCUCGCAUAUCAAAAGCGCGUCAAUAGCUGAUGGCGCGACAUCCCGACAGACACCGAACUCGAUGAUGAGUGGAAUCUCGUGCGCCGUCUCGGGCUUGUGCGCAGACGAGGCUGAUCUUGGCUUGCGACAGUAUUACGACUGCUGCCGCGCUGUCUUGAUUGUCCGCUUCGAUGCUCACUACUCGGAGGACACGAUCGAGAAUCUCACAGCCAGCCUUGAGAACUACUGCGCGCCCGAUCCAAGGGCAGAGAAGCCGAAAUGCGAUGACCCUCGGGGUUGGCCGGGUACGCUCCGCAUCUGCUGAUAAUACGUUGGCAUUGACUGCGAGGCGUCGGUAUCACAGGCCAUACUGCCUGCAAUAUCCUUUCGAGCACGCUGACUGUUGACGGGAAUCGCUACACGCCAACAGUAGUGCCUGCCGCGCCAUAAGAUCUG